CAGACGCGGAGACACGCAGAGAGGAGCACACAGCGCGCGGCUUCGGCUUCCAUCUCCUCUUCCUCAUCCUCGGAUCACCUCCUCAUCACCAUGGAUUCUCCCCGGGCUCGUGCCCUGCUCUCCGCCGGAUAAACUUUGGACUUACGCUCGUGUCAUGGGAAUAUACUGUCUGUGUGCUCGGCCCCGUGGAUCCAUACAGCCUUGAUGGAAACCAUGUCACCGCAGCAGGGGACCAUGGGCCAGAACAGAUCCGACUCUCUGACGGGAGAGAGCAAGACGCCCCCCGAUAACAAGAAGAAGAUGAAGACCUUGGCCCAGAGACGACAGUCAGCUCCCUCGCUGGUCAUCAGCAAAGCACUUACCAGAUCCAGAAGCACGUCCAGGGAAAGCUGCCUGGCACCUGUCAGCCCAGAGUCUUGUCCCCUCGUCCAGGCCUUCCUGGCGGAGUGUCCGGGCCGUCUAUUCCUGGGUCACGCCCAAACACAACUGAAGACUGGCCUGCAGACGCAGGACAGACACCUCUUCCUCUUCACCGACACGCUGCUCGUCGCCAAGGCCAAAUCUCCCACCCAUUUCAAGGUGAAAGCCCAAGUCCGAGUGUGUGAGAUGUGGAUGGCCAGCUGUGUAGAGGAGGUGUGCGAGGGAAGCACCAACCCAGAGAGGAGCUUCGUCAUGGGCUGGCCCACCUACAACUAUGUGGCCACCUUCAGCUCUGAGGAGCACAAGGACAAGUGGUUGGCACUCAUCAAAAGUCGGAUCAUCGAGGGAAAAGAGAAGGACGACCCCAAGACUGUUCCUCUCAAGAUAUUCGCAAAGGACAUUGGAAACUGUGCAUAUGCCAAGACACUUGCGGUCAGCAACACCGACAGCACCACUGAUGUCAUCCGCAUGGCUCUGCUGCAGUUUGGCAUAUCAGGCUGUGUUAAAGACCACCGGUUGUGGGUGAGCUCCAGUAAGGACGACCCUCCAUACCCUCUCAUUGGCCACGAGUUUCCCUUCAGCAUUAAGAUGAGCCACAUUCGGGAUGGCGGGAGCAGCGGGGGAGGACUGGGAGGAGGAGCAGGGAGAGACUCGACGAGUCCCACAGACUGUCCAGGGGUGCUGCUGCUGGACCAGUGUCUCCCACCAGACACCCAGUGCCAGUUUAUCCUCAAACACAGCAAGGUUGCCCCGGGUCCGCUUAUAGAGCCUGGUCAGCAGAAGUCUUUUAAGAGGAAGAGGUCUCUGAUCAACUGGCCUUUCUGGAAGGGCUCCAACACACAGCUGGACGGCCUGCCGCUGUCCCCGACCUCGCUGUCCCCCACUCAGGGACGGCUGUUCGGGCGACCCCUGAGCUCCGUCUGCUCCCCAGACCACGGCCUGCCCAAGACUGUCAUGGACAUGUUGGUGUUCCUGUACCUGGAGGGGCCGUACACCAGGGGCGUCUUUAGGCGCUCGGCCGGGGCCAAAGCCUGCCGGGAGCUUCGGGACAGACUGGACAGCGGGGCCGAGGACCCAGAGAUCACGCACCAGUCUGUGUUCGUCAUUGCCGCUGUCCUCAAGGAUUUCCUGCGGAAUAUCCCGGGCAGCCUGCUGUGUGUGGAGCUGUACAACCAGUGGAUGGAUGUGAUGGAAGGAGACGGAGGCGAGGACAGGACGCAGGCUGUCCAGAGGUUGCUCCACCUCCUGCCCGGUGACAACCUGCUUCUGCUGCGGCAUGUGAUCGCCGUGCUGCACUGUAUCCAAGGCAACGCCCAAGACAACCAGAUGAAUGCCUUCAACCUGUCCGUCUGCAUCGCUCCCAGCAUGCUUUGGGCUCCGGCGCCAAGCACCCCCGAGAUGGAGGGGGAGGGUACCAAAAAGGUGUGUGAGCUGGUCCUCUUCCUCAUAGAGAACUGCUGCGGCGUCCUGGGAGAAGACGUGACCUCGCUGUUCAGGAGCUUCAGCCAGAAGAGCAGCAGCAGUGACCACGGAUCAGACGUGUCGUCCUUCCAGAUGAACGACUCGUCCUAUGACAGUCUGGAGAACGAGCUGAAUGACGACCCCGAGUCUCCCUACCAGGAACAGCUGCCCCUUCGCGACAAGGACAAGCCGGACAGCCGCAGCCGCGACUCCGUCAUCACCCUCAGCGAUUGCGACCCCGACCCCGACCCUGAGACCGACCUCCAGCUGCAGCUCCCCCCAUUGGCCAGACCCAGGAGGUUCAGCCCUGCGGUCCGACAGCCCCGCACCCGCCAGGCCAACGGCCCGUCACAGGGCCCCAGGAGGCUGAGGAGGAGUUCAGAGCCCGCCCUGGCCCUGCCGAGCACGACGGCCUCGGCCACAGUGACUGCUCAGGCCGAUAACCGCCGCGUGCCGAUGAGGAAGGCGAGCUAUGAUGCUGCCAUGGAGGGGGAGGGCGAGGAGGACGAGGUGUUUCUGGAGAAGGGCCUGAGCGCACUGCAGCUAAAGGAGGAGGAAGAGGAUGGAUGCGAUAAGGGAGGAGCCAAAGUCCAGAAUGGUGGGCGGAGGAAGCUGAAGCACCCCCCUCCGCCUCCAUUGCGACUGGAUGCCAGCUGUUCCAGUCUGUCGUCACCAGCAACCUCACCCACUGGCUCCUCCCUCAGCUCUUUGGACUCCGCCUUCUCACAGUACUCUACUGACUAUGCCACCAAUGGGGCAAUUCCAUUUGUUGAGCCCGCUCCUCUCUCCCCUGUGUGUCCUGGACGGCCCCAGCCGUCACCCAGGGGCUCCCCUCCUCACAGGGAAGCCCCGCCUCAUUGGCCAAAGUCCACCCAGCCCCCUCGGACCAGCCAAACCCCCUCCCACCCUCAUGGCCUCCACCCUAACACAUGGCUGAAGAAGGAACGCCGCCUGUCACUAAAACAGCCUGAUAAUGGACACACAGAGGAGGACUUGCCUGUGGUAAACGGGAAGACCCAACCAACCAGUAACGGGUACUCCACCGGUGCCCAGGAGGCCGCGGUGACCAACCGAGACUGCCGACAGAGAUCCAGCAGUCCUCCGUCCUACCAGCAGGCUCUGCUGCAGCUGCAGCGCAGCCGCUCUCCUUUCUACAGGGGGACAGAGAAACCUCUGACAGUCAGAGAGCUGAGGCAGCUCCACGACCAGACCUGCUCCUACAGACCCCCGAUCCCAGCAUCCCCUAACGAUGCCAAACCACACACAGGAAGUGAGGCUACACAGAGACUGACUAGACAUGAGUGGAUGCAGCCCCCACAGGGUGUUUUCUAUGGACAGAGCGCCACCACUCUAGUCCUCCAGAGGCAAAAGUCCCACUCCCUGACUCCGGCCAUGGAGGGACACAAAGGGAGGAGGACCUUUGCCCUUCCCCGCCGAGCAUCCGAACCUGCCAAGGUCACUGCAAACUCACACCCUGCCUCCAGCCUCUCCCUGGACAGACCACACAUUUCAAAAGGUCAGCCCCAAGAUGGCGGCCUGAGAGUCUCGGAGGUGGAGCCCAACCACGCUGAGCCACGCUUCUGCCUGUCUCCCUCCGCCACCCGCGCUGUAAGGGACUAUUUUUCCUCCCAGGGUCAGGAGGAUGCAGAUGGCUGCCUGAGGAGGAGUCAGGAGGUGGCGCUAGCUAUUGUGCAGGGGAAGAGGGAAUGGCAGAGCAGGCGGUGCAGUGACCCACGAGUGGAUGAGUUUGACCAGCUGUUUUUUGCAGAAGAGUCGUACGUGUAAGUUAGAACUUUGUACAGACAAGCUUUGUAUAAGAGACUGUUUUUUUUAUCUCAUAUGUUCACUUGUGUAGAACUGUCUUCAUUGUUGAUGUGAUGAUAUUCCUCCAUAUUAUUUCCCCCCUUUGUCCUUCUGGCAGCAGUGGUAGCCCAAUCCAAAAAGGUUUCGGGUUACUGUCAUGGUACAGCCAAGGUUUAAGAUUUUAAAAGGUACAGAAACACUAGUUUAAAAGCACUUCAUGUAUUUGAAAGUCACAUUGCUUUGUAGCACUGCAGUUGGGAUCCUCAAAAAAAAAAAAAAACGACAACUGCUCUGUCUUCAUGCAAA
Molecule: messenger RNA, 3990 nt
Organism: Chelmon rostratus (copperband butterflyfish)
Lineage: Eukaryota; Metazoa; Chordata; Actinopteri; Chaetodontiformes; Chaetodontidae
Gene: arhgap20
Product: Rho GTPase activating protein 20
Exons: 15
Coding region: 205-3666 (1153 amino acids)
Biological process (GO): regulation of Rho protein signal transduction; signal transduction
Molecular function (GO): GTPase activator activity
Source: RefSeq, a predicted model, not a curated record